CUCUCAUACAAAGCUAUGUGAUUGUGUGUUGUUGCAACGUUAUGUACAAAGUUGUCCCUCACUUAUGCCUUCCUUUUUAAGCCUACCCUUCACUUCUUCAUUAUCCUCACCCUUUUCUACACAUCCUACUAAUAUUGCAGCUCUAUAUCUCUCUCAUUUUCUAUAACCAUGGGAGAGGAGAAAUUUACUCGAUACAAAUUACUUAGUAAGAUCAGCUUCAAGUCCACUGAACACAAGGGUGGCUUCAGAUCUUCUGGUUUCAUCUUUGGUUUGGUGGCAUUGGAGAACAUGGGAUUUAUAUCAACAAUAUUGAUUAUGUUCACAUACUUCAUGGAGGAUUUGAGCUUUAAUAUCCCUGGGGCUGCGAACACAGUCACAAACUUCAUGGGCGCAGCUUUCUUACUGUCAAUCAUUAGUGCUUUCAUUUCCGACACUUUCGUCUCCAGAUUUUACACUGUUCUAAUCUUUGGAGUUGUCGAAAUAGUGGGUUUCACGUUCAUGACGAUUCAAGCUCAUGACACUAGCCUGCAUCCAGAUCCUUGUGGUAAGAAGAGUUGCAUAGGAGGAAUGAUAAAAGUAAUGUUCUACACCUCUCUAGCAUUGUUAGCGUUAGGGUGUGGUGGGGUUAGAGGUGCCCUUCCUGCUUUUGGUGCGGACCAAUUUGACACCUCCACACCAAAAGGACUCAAGACCCAAGGAAGCUAUUUCAACUGGCUUCUACUAAGCACCACCUUGGGCGCCGCUGUUGGGGUGAUCGGGUUUGUGUGGGUUGGGACCAAUCAUGGCUGGUGGUGGUGUUUCUGCUUAUCUACCAUAGGUUGUGUCUUGGGGUUAUGUAUGUUUCUCCUGGGGAAGCCAUUCUACCGCAUUCAAAUUCCAGUUCCAAAAGAUAGCCCCUUCCUGAGUAUUGGCAGGGUAAUUGCUCUAGCUAUUAACAACAGAAAGGCAAAACUACCUGAGAAUCCUGAAGAAUUAUAUGAGAAUGACACAAAUAAGGAUUUUACUGGCCGAAAACUCACUCGUACGAGGCAAUUCUCUUGGUUGGACAAAGCAGCAAUUGUUCCAAAUGGUUCAAAACCUAGUGAACUUGCACCAUGGGAGAUAUGCACUGUCACACAAGUUGAAGAAGUUAAGAUCAUAAUACGAAUGCUUCCUAUCGUACUGAGUACAGUUAUCAUGAACACAUGCUUAGCUCAACUACAAACAUUCUCACAAGCCCAAGGCAAUAUCAUGAACAAAAAGCUAGGAAAGCUUGAAUUCCCUGCAGGCUCAAUUCCAGUUAUCCCGCUAGUUUUCAUGUCCGUUCUUCUCCCUGUUUACGAGUUUGUAUUUGUACCCUUUGCGCGAAAGUUCACAAAACAUCCCCAAGGCAUUACGCAGCUCCAAAGAGUCGGUGUUGGGCUUGUUUUAUCCGUGAUGUCAAUGGGAGUUGCAGGAAUUGUUGAAGUUAAGAGGAGAAACCAAUCAAGAAUCAAUCCAUUUGAGCCUAUCAGCCUUUUUUGGCUCUCUUUUCAGUACGGUAUUUUUGGGGUUGCAGAUAUGUUCACACUAGUAGGAUUGCUUGAAUUUUUCUACAAAGAGGCUCCUGUCGGGAUGAGAUCGCUUGCCACUUCAUUCGCGUGGAUAUCCAUGUCCCUUGGUUACUUUUUAAGUAGUGUUUUGGUCGAUUCUCUGAACGCUGUUACAAAGAGAGUAUCUCCAAGCAAAAAAGGAUGGGUUACCGGAUAUCUUUUGGACAAGAACAAUCUGAAUUUGUUUUAUUGGUUCUUAGCUGUAUUAAGCUUGAUAAAUUUCGCAGUUUACUUGCUUUUGGCUUCGAUGUACCAGUACAAAAAGGAAGAUGAUGGUCUACUAACAACCGAAAUGGCAUCCACAACUACUAGCAUUGCAAUGGUUAGUACAAGUGAAAAUCUUGAACCGAAUGAAGAUGUGAAAGGUUGAACAAAACAUGAAGCUUUAUCCAGAUUUUGAAGACGUUGAUCGGUUUUAGAACGGUUUUUGUUUCGGUUUUAGAAGCUUCAUCCUCUCUUUUUACUUUUGUUUUCAUGGUACUUUGUUCUACUUUAGACGACCCACCCUAACUCUCCGAGCAGAACACGCUUUGAAUGUAUUGCAUUAAAUAAAAAUGAUAUGGUCUCUAAAUCUGUGUCGGCAUAGAUGAAUUUUACUUUAA
This is a messenger RNA of Helianthus annuus (common sunflower), 2173 nucleotides long. Its product is annotated as protein NRT1/ PTR FAMILY 4.5. The coding region runs from base 169 to 1941 and encodes 590 amino acids. Lineage: Eukaryota; Viridiplantae; Streptophyta; Magnoliopsida; Asterales; Asteraceae. Gene Ontology annotation, molecular function: transmembrane transporter activity. The transcript has 6 exons. The record is from RefSeq and is a predicted model, not a curated record. Gene Ontology annotation, biological process: transmembrane transport. Gene Ontology annotation, cellular component: membrane.